Colletotrichum karsti is the source of this 876-nucleotide messenger RNA. RefSeq lists its product as uncharacterized. NCBI's taxonomy places the organism in Eukaryota, Fungi, Ascomycota, Sordariomycetes, Glomerellales, Glomerellaceae. Gene Ontology annotation, cellular component: nucleus. The transcript has a single exon. Bases 1 to 876 code for a protein of 291 amino acids. Gene Ontology annotation, molecular function: RNA polymerase II cis-regulatory region sequence-specific DNA binding; DNA-binding transcription factor activity, RNA polymerase II-specific. The record is from RefSeq and is a predicted model, not a curated record. Gene Ontology annotation, biological process: regulation of transcription by RNA polymerase II.
AUGCACGCAAGAGACGCUACUGGCCGCCAGGUCUCUCUCCUGAAUGACGAACCCGUCCAGGCCAUCCCUCAGCGCCCUCACUACCGCACAGCAAACCAGGUUAUCUCCCAGCCUUUUGCGCCGCGAAGCAACUCCUCCUCGCCUCACACUCCCGAGCUUCUUCGCUCGGACUCGUACGACUCGAAUGCGAGCAGCGAUCCAAUGUCCCCCCUCACGCCUACCUCCUACGACGCUACCCGAGUUAAUGCCUUUCCCGUCCAGCCCAUGUACGAUGAAUACGACAAGCGCCCAGCCUAUGCCAACACCAGCCGCGCAAAUUCGUACGAGGAGGAUAACUCAGCAACAUCACCACUGCCCGAGCGCCCCGGCAAGCGGUACCCUUGCCGCUACCGCGACAGCCACGGUUGCGAGAAGACCUUCACCACUUCGGGUCACGCCUCCAGGCAUUCAAAGAUUCACACUGCGGAGAAGGCUGUUCAAUGUACCUUCCACGGCUGCCAGAAGAAAUUUACCAGGGCGGACAACAUGAAGCAACAUCUCGAGACUCACUACAAGGACAAGUCGCGUUCUUCCGCCUCUGCAAAGGCUGCGGCCCGGUCUUCACUCGGUGCGCUCUCGGCAUCCGGCCGCCGUUCUUCAUCCUCGUCUACCCGUACUGCCGCCAGCCGCACUUCCCGGGACCAGCCCAUGUGGGAUGCCGAACCCUACGCCGCAUAUCCUCCUGGUCAAGCCCCUCUCCCAUCUCCUGGCGCCAACGGUGCCUGGGAUAUGCGCGGUUUGAACCUACCUCUCCUCACGCGCCCCAGCGUCGCGAGAAAUCCGAGCAGUGGUCUUGAUGCCUUGGCUAUGGCGGUUGCCUGCCAAGAGGGCGCGUAA